AAGAUGCACUCAUCCGCUCGCCGUCCGGUUUCCCUUGCUCCCGUCGUACUGUCACCGUGCACCUACGAUGGCUCCCCCGCGCAGACCGCUGUGUUGGUUGGUCAGCUCUGGCAUGAUGUUCGCGUCUUUGACUCUGCUUUGCUUCUGCUUUCAGGAUCAUGAUACCGCGAUACUGAGUGUUCGGCGCACUCGGAACGUGCCGCCCUUCGAGCAUCUGCUCUACAAGGCAGAGGAGCGGUAUGGUGAAUCGAUUGCGAUGCGCGACAAGCUAAUCGCACAGUUGCGACUGGAUGAUAGCAUCAUGCCCAACGCGACGACACUCCUGCAGCUCUUCCCUGCCUCAUUCAACUUCCCGUCCGCUCUCAGCCUAGCCGGAAAGGCCUCGGUUUACGAUCUCAGACGAUUCGCUGGCCUUGCGGACAACAUGCGCAGGUCGCGCGGGUGCGCUAUCGUCACGGUUGGACCGAUGGACGACAAUUUCGCGUCGGAUGUAGGCGCGGCCGUCCCAGAUUGCUCCACAACAGCCUACACACCAGGUCCUGCGGGAUUUGGUCACGGUCGCGUCUUUCAAGUGAUAGGUCGCGGAGGCUAUACUCUGGGCCGCGGUUGGGUCGGUCUGGGGCCUCUGCCGACACCCGCUAAGGAAUUGAAGCUCUUGGGACAGCAGGCUGGAGGUGUUCAACGUCUAUAUGCUGACCAUGAGCAUGCCUACACGCUCGAGCGAUUGCUGGGCGGAGAUAAGUCUCCGAGGUUCGCGGAUGUUCUUCGAGUGGAUCUUCCGUUCAAUGAGACCGUCUAUGCACUUGCUUCGCUUUCCUCAGCCGGCGGCGACGAUGACGCAACUGUGCUCCCGACAGCACAGCUUAUCCUGACAUUCCGACCAAGUGAGGACCAGACCGAGAUGCCGCAAUCAUAUCUAGGCUUCCGAAGUUGGUGGGAAUCGCUCGAGCGUGUUGGUAUGAGGCCGUCCGCUGUCCAUUGGCGGGAUGACGGUGCGUUAGAGUAUACAUUUAUGAACAUCCGCGCGUUCUUGCUUAGCCACUCGGGCUCUGAGCGGAGGUAACCCGGCACGGGCCCGGGUUCCUUGUCCCUCGUUCUGUGGUGUAAGAUUUGGGUUUUUGGAUACGGGGCAGCGAUGGUGUAACACAGGUUUAGAGAUGCUAUUAGAAUGUGAUUCACGAUUAUAGAUUACGGACGCUGUUGUACAGGUACUACGAUUCACGAUCAUCUUGAGACCAAUGUCGAGGGUCAUGUUGUGUCAUCA
Molecule: messenger RNA, 1264 nt
Organism: Rhodofomes roseus
Lineage: Eukaryota; Fungi; Basidiomycota; Agaricomycetes; Polyporales; Fomitopsidaceae
Exons: 5
Coding region: 68-1063 (331 amino acids)
Source: RefSeq, a predicted model, not a curated record